Molecule: messenger RNA, 3106 nt
Organism: Tyto alba (common barn owl)
Lineage: Eukaryota; Metazoa; Chordata; Aves; Strigiformes; Tytonidae
Gene: SBDS
Product: SBDS ribosome maturation factor
Exons: 5
Coding region: 55-807 (250 amino acids)
Biological process (GO): ribosome biogenesis; cytosolic ribosome assembly
Source: RefSeq, a predicted model, not a curated record
GGGGGCGGGGCCACCGCGGCGGGGCCGGCGGGUGGCGCAGAGGCGGCCGCCGCCAUGUCCAUCUUCACCCCCACCAACCAGAUCCGCCUCACCAACGUGGCCGUAGUGCGGGCGCGGCGCGGCGGCAAGCGCUUCGAGAUCGCCUGCUACCGCAACAAGGUCAUGGGCUGGCGGAGCGGAGCGGAGAAAGAUCUCGACGAGGUCCUGCAGACACACACGGUGUUUGUCAACGUUUCCAAAGGCCAGGUGGCAAAGAAGGAAGAUCUCGUUCAAGCGUUUGGCACGGAUGACCAAACAGAAAUCUGUAAGAUGAUUUUAUCAAAAGGGGAGCUGCAGGUAUCGGACAAAGAACGACACACACAGCUGGAGCAGAUGUUUAGAGACAUCGCGACUAUUGUGGCUGACAAAUGUGUGAAUCCUGAAACAAAGAGGCCAUACACAGUAAUCCUUAUAGAAAGAGCUAUGAAGGAUAUUCACUAUUCUGUCAAACCACACAAGAGCACGAAGCAGCAGGCACUGGAAGUGAUCAGACAGUUAAAAGAGACCAUGCAAAUUGAACGUGCUCACAUGAGGCUGCGAUUUAUUCUUCCAGCAAAGGAGGGGAAGAAACUGAAAGAGAAGCUCAAGCCACUGAUAAAAGUUAUUGAGAGCGAAGAUUUUCAUGAACAGUUUGAAAUUGUGUGCCUUAUUGACCCGGGCUGCUUCAGAGAGAUUGAUGAGCUGAUCCGGAGUGAGACAAAAGGGAAAGGAACACUGGAAGUGCUCAGCCUGAAAGAUGUGGAAGAAGGAGAUGAAAAGCUUGAAUAAUGAAAACCUUCCUGCAGCAGUUCUACUUUAACAACAUGCUAUGAAGCGACUGGCAUUAGCCACUCUCCUCUGUUAGGCCUUCAUGUUUUUUCCAAUCUCUUGCUGCCAAAUAUUUUCUGACACUAAUCCUUUGAGAUUUUUCCAUGCAGUGCGUUGGGGGUUUUUUAUCAUUUUACACUUGCUUGGUUUACAGAUGUCUUUGCCUGUAGGAACAUUUUGUGUCAGAGUUGCACUAAGGAGGAUUGAGUUAAGACAUGAUACAGAAGUUACUCUAGCUUUGGUUUACUUUAAAGUUUGCUAUUGAAGAGUGUUUGACUGAUACAGUGCCAAUCAUUUUUACUUUAAGUUGUCAGUGUUGAGUGGAAGAUUGCGUAGGUCAUUGAGAGGUGGGUUUUGUAUGUGAGGAAAGGAACCUUAAGAGAGCUGCAUUUUCACUUCUAAACAGGUGCAAAUUGUGCAUCAUGUCUAAAAACUAAUCUCUUGGCAGCAUGAAAACUGAUUUAGACUUCCAUAAUUGGCUGCUUGACAAUUAGAGUACUUUAAAGGACCAUUCUUAAAAGAUUCCCUUCACUGGAUAUAACAGUACUUGCUGACUUAGAAACAAUGUUCUCCAAAUAACUUAUUCAUAAAAUAUAUUUAGCUAUAUUAAUAAAAAUUAAUUAUCUAUUUAUAUAUUAUAGAUACAGAAAGAAAUAAAUUAUUUUUGUUAAUAGUAUAGGAGGUAUCUCUGGCUGUGGCAAUGCUUUCUGUAGGCUGCAGGGGUGGGGUAGCCUGCACUGGUGAACAGUUCUCGUUCACAGGAUAAAAUGAAUCUCAAACAGGCAGUGGUGGCCCCUGGCCUCAAGCUAGGCAGGCUUUUGUUGGACCAUAAUUCCCUAGCAGUAACUGUUUGUGUGUGCCCCUUUUUAGUGCGAUAGAGAACAAUUCUGGCAGCUGUCCUUUAUCCUCUGUCUUUUUAAUCCAUACACAGAAUUUCCAGCCAGCUCCUGAGGCACGUUAUAUACUCAAUAAUUCUGUUAAAUCUUGUUUCAGCUGUGUUAAAGAAAUACUUUUAAUUUGAAGUUGUGUAUUUCAAAGAAGAGGGGAAGAGGACAACAACUGGAGAAAGGAGAUACUAAAAAUAGAGAUCAUCAAGCAAAGCAUGUUUGCUUGGGUGACUAAAAGCUAAACCAGCAGGAACUUAAGAAGCCUUUGGUAUUACGUACCUGUUUCCAUGCUGAUGGUACGCAGCAGGUCAGGAGCUGCAGGCUAGCCCACAGCUAGAUCUCUCCAGAUGAGCCUGUGUUGUGUUCACUGUUUGCUGUUUACUUUUCGAGUGCAUGACACUGCCUGUUACGUGACAACUAAACAGAACUCUGGUUUGUACUCUUGACACGACCUUUUCCUUUGCACCAUUAACAAGUUGUGAAUUUUCUAGAAUUUAAGCAGAGGGAGUGGAAGUCAGCUGGAGGAGGAAAGGUUUAACGUGUUGGGUGCAGAGGGCCUGCAGGACUAGAUCCUUAGUCAAAGGCUUCCUUGUGGAAGCUGAUUUCUGCAGCAGUCUAUUGACAUGAACUUGUGCAAGGUUGGGUUAAAUCUCGUUAGUAAUAUUUUGGAAGGACUUGGACACUAUAGGAGUUUUGCUGAGGGCCAGUGAAAUGAUGAUUCUGGAACCAUUUUAUCCAUUUUGAAAUGCUUUCUCUUGCCACCAGGGUAAUCUUCCGUGAUGUUUAAAUGCUGCCUAGGAAAGUUUAGUGGCAUAAUUACUAUAUUGGCCACGUGGACACAGCCUCGAUGUGGAGACCUCUACAUGCAUGGACAGACAGAUUGGCAGGAUUCCUCAUGUGUACAAACCCUUAACUGCUUCUUUUUCAAAUGGCCAUCUCUUCAUGUGUACUUUAUGAAGCACUGGAGGUGAUAAUGUUGAUAUUUAGCUUGUCACUGGCAAUUAGCACUAACAUGCAGUUCAUAAGUUUGCAGAUGUGGACCCUCAGAUGAUAUUGUGUCAGUAAUACUUGAUCUCACAAUCCUAUAAUUUCUCGUUUCUACAUUCAUCACCUAGAGCACGAUAGGAUGGCUGCAAGUUAAAGAUCUUGAGUUACAGAAACUUAAUCUAAGCUGAUGUAUGAACCUGGUGCUAGGAAGGCAAUUUCCUUAUGAAGUCUUUUUCUGCAAAUCAAACAUUAAGGAUUUUCUCUGGUAGAGGGAGCUCGGUUUUAUUUAUCAACAGAUAAAUGUACAUGUUUGCAGUUCUUGUCAUAUUUAUAGUUCAGCAAGAAUGUAUACUAAGCAUCAAAAUAAAUAUCAGUAUUGGUAGCUA